CCUUUGUCGGUUUCAGACACAGACACUACACUCUCUGCUAAUUACCACAACCAUUGUUACUAAGAAAUAGAAACAAUGCAACUUCUCCCAGCAAUAUUCCUUACAAUUCUCGCAACAACGACGGUACAAGCUCAGGAUUGUAUAUGCACUUAUGAGUUAGCUCCAGUGUGUAGUGGCGGCGUUACCUAUGGAAAUGCAUGUAUGGCGAAAUGUGCAGGAGCAGAUGUCAAUAAAAUUAUGAGUGGAGAGUGCCCACCCGGUACUCAAAACCUCACCAAAACCUGGAGCGGAUAAUCACAGUCCGCUUCUCACAUGGAUGGUGUUAUGCUUCGUCUCAG
Molecule: messenger RNA, 338 nt
Organism: Aspergillus pseudonomiae
Lineage: Eukaryota; Fungi; Ascomycota; Eurotiomycetes; Eurotiales; Aspergillaceae
Exons: 2
Coding region: 76-294 (72 amino acids)
Molecular function (GO): protein binding
Source: RefSeq, a predicted model, not a curated record